This is a messenger RNA of Rhizopus microsporus ATCC 52813, 1732 nucleotides long. RefSeq names its product MFS general substrate transporter. Gene Ontology annotation, biological process: transmembrane transport. Gene Ontology annotation, molecular function: transmembrane transporter activity. NCBI's taxonomy places the organism in Eukaryota, Fungi, Mucoromycota, Mucoromycetes, Mucorales, Rhizopodaceae. The transcript has 5 exons. The record is from RefSeq and is a predicted model, not a curated record. The coding region runs from base 58 to 1449 and encodes 463 amino acids.
AAAAAAAAAAGAUAACAAGAUAAAAUUUUUUUCUCUCUGUUUCUCUCUUUUUACUUUAUGAAAUAUUUAGAAACAUUAUUUAGAAUAAAAAUACCCGUAACUCAAGACCCACGGUUACUGCCUGCAUGGCGUAAGCGAUUGUUGUUAAGCCUUGUGUGUUUUAUUGCCAUUAUUCCUGGCUUUUGCUCUACCAUCUAUUUACCAGCAUUAGAAGCCGUUACAGUAGAACUAGACAGUCCAAGUAUUAUGGUCACUCUUAGUAACUCAGUGUACAUGCUAUUUAUGGGGAUUGCUCCCAUAUUUUAUAGUAGCAUCAGUGAUCAUUGGAAGAUACGUCGAUCUGUUUAUUUUUUUUCAAUUGUGAUCUAUACUGUGGGUUCACUUGCAGCUGUGUUUGCCAAUGACAUCUAUGUGUUACUCGGUAUGCGAAUACUACAAGCUACAGGUAUUUCUUCGGCUUGGGCUAUUGGUGCAGGAUCAGUAGCAGAUGUAUACGAGGUUCAUGAAAGAGGCAAUGCAUUGGGUAUUUAUUUUACAGGGCAGUUCGCAGGACCUUUGUUUGGACCGAUCAUUGGAGGAUAUUUAGUUGAAAGAUGGGGAUGGCGAUCUGUGUUUUGGCUAUUGUUUGUCUUUGGAUGUUUGAUUUUGCUCUUGAUCUUUUUUGCAAUGGAAGAAACAUAUAGAGAAGAAAGCGUAUGGGGAAAAGAAGAAUACACUGAAAAGAAGGGUGAGACGAUACCUGCAACGUUAGACGAACAGUUAACAGUCGUUGAAUCAAAAACAAUGAACCCACUCGCAUCACUUGCCUUACUGAGACAUCCUUUUGUCUUGAUCUUUUCCAUGGCUACUGGAUUUGCAUUUGGAGGCAUGUUUGCCAUCGAGAAUAUGCUUCCACCCUUAUACACAUCUGUAUAUGGUUUAAGCUCUGGAUUGAUUGGCUUAACAUUUAUAUCACCGGGGCUUGGUGAAGUGAUUGGAUCCCUGUUUUCUGGUAAAUUAUCUGAUUUCUUUCUGAACCGUGCGCGAGCCAAACGAGGGGGUAUAGCCGUACCAGAAGAUCGAUUGGCACCUAACGUAUGGCCAGCAGCCUUUAUAUUAAACCCACUUUCAUUCUUUUUAUGGGGAUGGCCGGUUCAGUUUGGUUGGAGUGUAUGGGUAUCAAUUAUAAUGUUUGGUGUCCAAUGCUUUGCUAUGGUUCAAAUCUUUAACCCGGCCAUGUCGUACCUGGUAGAUGCAGUAUCUGAUCGUGGUGCCAGUGUAACAGCUGCUGCUAAUUUAGUGCGAAUGAUAUGGUCUUGUGUACUUAGUUUAAUAGCCAACCCCAUGACGGCCGCGGUUGGCCCAGGAUGGGUUACCUUUUUCUUUGGUAUGCUUAAUUUUGUGUGGGCAUUUUUAUUACUGCUCAUGAAAAUCAAGGGGUCCAAAAUUCGCGCAUUCUCAGGCUAUUAAUACACAUUUCAGCACGUGGAAAAAGCAUAACACAAAGUUUCAUCCAUUAGCUAUUUUAAUUCAUUUUCCCUUUUUUAUAUCAUUUUACCCCUCUUCUUCUUAAUACUCGUAAAUAAAUGGACAUCAACUAAUAUUCAUACACUGUCUAGAUUCGAACUCGGGAACAAUUUUAGCUUUACCUAAUAAAACAAGCUUACUUUAUAUGUUACACAGCAUAUCAAUUUCGGAAAUGACUGUGGAGUUUAAUUCUGUUGCACUUCAGCGUGAAAAAUAGAACCUAUUG